Messenger RNA from Spirodela intermedia, 294 nucleotides. Lineage: Eukaryota; Viridiplantae; Streptophyta; Magnoliopsida; Alismatales; Araceae. The record is from the annotation of a GenBank genome assembly.
AUGGCUCCGAACGACAAGAAACUUUCAUCCAUGAUCAUCAGUGUCAUCCUCGUCUUCCUCUUGUUCUCUGCGAAUUCCACUCAAGCGAGGAAGCUCCUAGGUAGCCCAAGGGGAGACUUCAGCUCCUUGGAAGGCGCUAAGGUGUUCAGCGCACUGCUGAGGGCCUCCGUCCCUCCGUCGUCACCCAGUCAUGGAGGCAACGUCGUCGUCGUCGGGGGGAGAUUGCUCGCGGACCGCACCUCGUCGGUUGAUCGGAUGCUGGGAUCGGUGCCGAGCCCGGGAGUCGGCCACUAG